Brachypodium distachyon (stiff brome) is the source of this 1592-nucleotide messenger RNA. RefSeq names its product plant cysteine oxidase 1. Gene Ontology annotation, molecular function: oxidoreductase activity, acting on single donors with incorporation of molecular oxygen, incorporation of two atoms of oxygen. The record is from RefSeq and is a predicted model, not a curated record. Bases 302 to 1147 code for a protein of 281 amino acids. The transcript has 5 exons. Lineage: Eukaryota; Viridiplantae; Streptophyta; Magnoliopsida; Poales; Poaceae.
CGCGGGGCGCCCACGGGAAAGGAGGAAACACAGCUAGAGCAGAGCGGCUUCCUUCUUCUUCCUCCCUGUCCGCGCCCCCGGUUUUGGGCUUCCUUCCUCGUCUUCUUCUCCCUCCUCAAAUACGUACGUACAUGGAUGCCGGGGCCUCGUUCAUACCAUCCCCCGAUUCGAACCCGACCCUCGCCGCCGCCGUCCGCCGCCAGCGCGACCCGAGAUCCGCCGCCAGCCGGUGAGUCGAGUCUUCAGCCCCUACCCGCUGCUCUUGCUCCUCAUCCCUAGGAGGUCCCCGCGGCGGUUAUAUAUGCCGGUGGCGCAGGUGGGAGGAGGAGGAGGAGGGGGCAGGGUGGCGCCGGACGCGUCCUCCGCCGCCAGGAAGACCCGCCGCCGGCACCGGAGGUCCGCCUCCGCCGCCGCCACCGCGACGGCCGCCGCGGCCGCGCUCGUCGACGCGGCGCCGCCGGAUCCGAUGCAGCGGCUCUUCGACACCAGCAGGGACGUCUUCUCGGCCUCCUCCCCCGGCUUCGUCCCGCCGCCCGACGCCGUCGCCCGCCUCGCCGGCCUCCUCAAUGGCUUGAAGCCACAUGAUGUUGGCAUAGACCCCAGUAUGUCGUGUUUCAAGCACACCGAUUCUGAAGGGCCUCCACCAGUCACAUAUCUACAUUUCUACGAUUGCUCCAAGUUCUCGUUUGGUAUCUUCUGUCUACCCAAGUCCGCUGUAAUUCCCCUCCACAACCAUCCUGGGAUGACAGUCUUCAGUAAGAUGCUCUUUGGUUCCAUGCACCUCAAGUCAUAUGACUGGGCUAGAAGUAACCCAGAAAGUGAUACUAGCAGUACACUCACAGCCCCCAAUGGGGCUCGUUUAGCAAAGAUAAAUACAGAUGCCGUUUUUGACGCUUCAGCUGAGACCAUAGUUCUGUACCCUGAGAAUGGAGGGAAUUUGCACUGUUUUACGGCGUUAACCCCCUGUGCCGUGCUUGAUGUGAUGGGACCCCCGUACAACCGCGCCGAUGGGAGGGAUUGUGCGUACUACGACGAGUCUCCGUACUCGAGUACAUCCAGUGAAGAUGGGCGGUAUUCGUGGCUCAAGGAAAUCCCAAGCACUUUUGAAAUGAAAGGCGUGCAGAUGCCUCGGAGGUUUAUCAUCUAGAAAUGACUGGCUGGGGUGACUUGCACCGGGAUGGGAUGCCGGCGAGGCGAAACAAGCAUUUCUGCUGGAAUGCUGCUCUAGCUCGUUGUAGAUACAACAUUGUAACCGCAAAGGCGACAGGCUGUUGGGAAGAUCCCUGCCGUCUGCCUAGGUCAGGCCAGCAAAACACUCUUAUGCUUAUUCGGCUUCUUUUGUCAGGCUUGAAAACAAUCUCUUGUGUUAAUCUCAUAGCGAUCCGAUUAGUCCGGAUACAUACUGCUCGAACAAGGUCUCUGUUUUCGGCACCCAUGGUCAUUCUUUCUCCUUUUUUUAGCCCUGUAGAUGUGUGCAUCCUGCAGGCGUCUUCUUACUUUUUUGAGAAAAUGACCAUGUUCCAAAUCCAGAGCUUUUGUUAUUUGGUUGGCUGGCUGGCUUGUUAAAUUGGAUACCCGGCCUGUUGAAUUCU